Messenger RNA from Gorilla gorilla gorilla (western lowland gorilla), 41629 nucleotides. It is a transcript of the gene FCGBP, whose product is annotated as Fc gamma binding protein. The coding region runs from base 25263 to 41465 and encodes 5400 amino acids. Gene Ontology annotation, molecular function: protein binding. Gene Ontology annotation, cellular component: extracellular matrix. The transcript is spliced from 37 exons. Lineage: Eukaryota; Metazoa; Chordata; Mammalia; Primates; Hominidae. The record is from RefSeq and is a predicted model, not a curated record.
CUCUGUCCCCCAGGCUGGAGUGCAAUGGCACGAUCUUGGCUUGCUGCAACCUCUGCCUCUCGGGUUCAAGUGAUUCUCCUGCCUCAGCCUCCCAAGUAGCUGGGAUUACAGGUGCGAGCCACUGCGCCCGGCUAGUGUUUUGUAUUUUCAGUGGGGACGGGGUUUCGCCAUCUUGGCCGGGCUGGUCUUGAACUCCUGACUUCAGGCAGUCCUCCUGCCUCGGCCUCCCAAAGUGCUGGGAUUACAGGCGUGAGCCACUGCGCCCGGCCAAUGUCUGCUUUUGCAUUCAAUGUGCUGUGAUAGUUUGUUUCGGUUAACAUAUACCAAAAAAAAAAUGUAGCCACACAUAUAUAAGUAGUAGUAAUAUGGAAGUAUAUUUAAUCUGCCACCAUGAGCUUGACAGCUUCCCAAAUGCUUAUUGCCUUUCAGAUUAGAAUGAUGUGGAUAUCUAUGACUAUAAUUUUUCAGUAUUUUAUAACAAAUGUUUCAACAUUUGGAAAGCUGUAUAACUCACUGCACCAAUAUUUUCCAAAUUCCUGUUGCAUGAUGCUAUAAAACUAUGAAUGGGUAAAAGAUCCAUGCAAAGUGCAAUAUAGACCAAGGGAUUUUACUGUAAUAGCAUGGAAAUAAUUCACUGAUAUCGUUUCAGACACCAUAUUGCAACUAACCUUUAAGAUACUUCCACUUGUAGAGUUUUGGUGUAAUAUUAAAACAAGAAGAUUCCAUUAAUCUGAUGAUUAUUAGCUAAAUUGAUUUGGGGCAAGGGCCAGUAGUCUUACUUACCAUUGUUUUUGCACUAUCAGUGCAAAUAUUAAGAGUGAAAAAUUUGAAUAACAUCUUAGUAUUAUUAUAAAAAUAGUUUUGACCUCAGGGACCCUCUGAAGGGAUCAGGGACAUGCAGGGGUCUGCAGUCCCACUCUGAAAACUUCUCUACUAAGGAAAAAGAGAAAAGUCCAGUGUUUUCCUGCAGGAAUUAGAAAGGUAGAGCAUUGAUCCAGCCAGGAGGUUAGAGCCAAGGUGAGACCUGAAGGACAAGUAGUAAUUAGCUAAGAAAGGUGAGGAGAGCCAGACGCGGUGGCUCAUGCCUGUAAUACCAGCAUUUUGGGAGGCUGAGGUGAGCGGAUCACGAGGUCAGGAGAUCGAGACCAUCCUGGCCAACAUGGUAAAACCCCCAUCUCUACUAAAAAUUCAGAAAAUUAGCUGGGCAUGCUGGUGCACCCCUGUAAUCCCAGCUACUCAGGAGGCUGAAGCAGGAGAAUUGCUUGAACCCGGGAGGCAGAGGUUGCAGUGAGCUGAGAUUGCGCCAUUGCACUCCAGCCUGGGCGACAGAGUGAGACUCCAACUCAAAAAAAAAAAAAAAAAGAAAGAAAGAAAGAAAGAAAAAGAAACAAAGGUGAGGAGAAAGACAUUCUAGACUUUAAAAAAGCAACCCAAAUGGGAGUAUGUGUGGGAGACAUGUAGGGUGAGAACAGGAGUUUUGGGUUGAGAUAGGAGAGGAAAGCUUGAAUUAUAGGAAGUCUUGAAUGUCACCUAAGGAGCUUACAAUUUGUCCUGAGGGCAAGGGACAACCCAUGAAGGGUUUUAAGUGGCAGGGAGUGGGGGAUUGGGGGAAUGACUUAACAAGAUUUGUGUUUGUUUAGGAUGAUCAUGCUUACUGUGAUGUAGAUAGAGACUCAAAAGGAUAAGACUCAGCAAAAACCCCAGAAAGCUGUUGGAAUAAUCCAGUUGAGAGGUGGUUGCCAGAAUCACUUGUAAAAUGGUUGUGGAUUUAGAAAUAGAUUGUUUUGAGAGAUAUAAAGAACAUAUAAGCAAUGAGAUUAAGAGAGUAAUUAGAGCCCGGUGUGGUGGCACAUGCCUGUAAUCCCAGCACUUUGGGAGGCCGAGGCAGGCAGAUCACCUGAGGUCGGGAGUUCGAAACCAGCCUGCCUGACCAACAUGGAGAAACCCCGUUUCUACUAAAAAUACAAAAUUAGCUGGGCAUGGUGGUGAAUGCCUGUAAUCCCAGCUACUCUGGAGGCUGAGGCAGGAGAAUCACUUGAACUCGGGAGGCAGAGGUUGUGGUGAGCCGAGAUCGUGCCAUUACACUCCAGCCUGGGCAACAAGAGCGAAACUCUGUCUCACAAAAAAAAAAAAAAAAAAGAAUAAUUAGAAAGAGGGGUGAAAGGAAAAAAGAGGAACCCAGGAUGACACUCCUAGCUUGGACUGCUGGAUGAUGGCAUAGUGUUUGACUAGAAUCUAGACAUAGGAGGAGAGGCAUAUUGGAAGGAGAGCAAUGAGGUUGAGCUAAGGUACCUGUGGGACAUUCGAGUGGAAAUUUUCCAUAGUCAAAUGGGUACAUAGGACUGGAGGUGACGUACUUUCUGAUUCCAUUUGUAUGACAUUCUUGAAAACACAAGAUUAAAGGGACAGAGACGAGGUCACUGGUUUCCAGGGGUUGGUGGGGAGGGAUACUACAAAAGGACAGCAUGAGAGAAGUUUUGGGGUGAUGAAACUGUAUCUUGAUUGUGGAGGUGUGGGGAAAAGAAAGAGUGAUCAGAUUGUUACUGUGUCUGUGUAGAAAGAAGUAGACAUAGGAGACUCCAUUUUGUUCUGUCAUCUGUAACUUUACCGCCAACCCUGUGCUCCCUGAAACACGUGCUGUGUCAACUCAGCGUUAAAUGGAUUAAGGGCUGUGCAGGAUGUGCUUUGUUAAACAGAUGCUUGAAGGCAGCAUGCUCCUUAAGAGUCAUCACCACUCCCUAAUCUCAAGUACCCAGUGACACAAACACUGCGGAAGGCCGCAGGGACCUCUGCCUAGGAAAGCCAGGUAUUGUCCAAGGUUUCUCCCCAUGUGAUAGUCUGAAAUACGGCCUCGUAGGAAGGGAGAGACCUGACUGUCCCCCAGCCUGACACCCGUAAAGGGUCUGUGCUGAGGAGGAUUAGUAAAAGAGGAAGGAAUGCCUCUUUGCAGUUGAGACAAGAGGAAGGCAUCUGUCUCCUGCCCGUCCCUGGGCAAUGGAAUGUCUCGGUGUAAAACCCGAUUGUAUAUUCCAUCUACUAAGAUAGGGGAAAACCGCCUUAGGGCUGGAGGUGGGACAUGCGGGCAGCAAUACUGUUCUUUAAGGCAUUGAGAUGUUUAUAUGUAUACAUAUCUAAAGCACAGCACUUAAUUCUUUACCUUGUCUAUGAUGCAGAGACCUUUGUUCACGUGUUUACCUGCUGACCUUCUCUCCACUAUUAUCCUAUGACACUGCCAUAUCCCCCUCUCCGAGAAACACACAAGAAUGAUCAAUAAAUACUAAGGGAACUCAGAGGCCGGUGGAGCCUCCGUAUGCUGAACGCCAGUUCCCUGGGCCCCCUUUAUUCUUUGUCUGUACUUUGUCUCUGUGUCUCUUUCUUUUCCAAGUCUCUCGUUCCACCUAAUGAGAAACACCCAGAGGUGUGGAGGGGCAACCCACCCCUUCAUGGAGGUGGUUACACAAAUCUAUACAUAUCAAUUUUACUGUUUUUUUUUUUUUUGAGACAGGAUGUCUCUGUUGCCCAGGCUGGCGUGCAGUGGCACAAUCUCAGCUCACUGCAACCUCUACCUCCCAGGCUCAAGUGAUCCUCCCACCUUUCAUGUACGUCUGUGUGAAGAGACUACUAAACAGGCUUUGUGUGAGAAUAAAAGCUUUUAAUCACCUGGGUGCAGGCGGGCUGAGUCCGAAAAGAGACUCAGCAAAGGGAGAUAGGGGUGGGGCCAUUUUAUAAGAUUUGGGUAGGUAAAGGAAAAUUACAGUCAAAGGGGGUUUGUUCUCUGGCGGGCAGGAGUGGGGGUCGCAAGGUGCUCAGUGGGGGAGCUUUUUGAGCCAGGAUGAGCCAGGAAAAGGACUUUCACAAGGUAAUGUCAUCACUUAAGGCAAGGACUGGCUAUUUUCACUUCUUUUGUGGUGGAAUGCCAUCAGUUAAGGCGGGGCAGGACAUUUUCACUUCUUUUGUGAUUCUUCAGUUACUUCAGGCCAUCUGGGCAUAUACGUGCAAGUCACAGAGGAUGCGAUGGCUUAGCUUAGGCUCAGAGGCCUGACACCACCUCAGCCUUCCGAGUAGCUGGAACUACAGGUGCACACCACCAUGCCUAGCUGAUUUUUUGUAGAGAUGGGGUUUCACCAUGUUGCCUAGGCUGGUCUUGAACUCCUGGACUCAAGUAAUUCUCCUGCCUCAGCCUCCCAAAGUGCUGGGAUUACAGGCGUGAGCCACCGCGCCUGGCCGACCUGACUAGAUAUUAAAACAGAAAACCUCUAAUGAAAACAGUGUGGUAUUAGCACAUGAAUACCACAGAAUGAAGGAACAGAAUAGAGAAUCCAGAGCAGACCCAAAUGCAUAUAGAUAUUUAGUAUAUGAUAAAGGUUGCAUCUCAAAUCACUGGAGACAAGAAGGACUUUUUAAUAAGUGAUACUGGAGUAAGCUGACAACUCUAUGGAAGAGUAUAAAAUUAAACCCAUUCCUCAAACCACACAGCAGGACAAAUGUGAAAAGGUCAGAGAUCUAAAUUUUAAAAUGUGAAACCCUGUAACUACUAAAUGUGAAUGAAUUUAUUCAUUUAGGUGUUAAGUUGAGACAGGGUCUGGCUCUACUGUCCAGGCUGGAGUGCAGUGGCAUGAUCUCGGCUCAUUGCAACCUCUGCCCCUUUGGUUCAAGCAAUUCUCCUACCUCAGCCUCCUGAAUAGCUGGGACUACAGGCACACACCUGCACAACUGGCUAAUUUUUGUAAUUCUUUGGUAGAGAUAGAACUUCCCAAUUUUACCCAGGCUGGUCUCGAACUCCUGGGCUCAAGCGAUCCUCCUGCCUUGACCUCCCAAAGCGCUGGGAUUACAGGCGUGAGCCACUGUGCCCGGCCGAUGAAUUUCUUUAUAACCUGGCAGUGGUCAAUUUUUUUUGCUACCUGAUUCAAAUUACAGAAGCAAUAAAGGACUGAUACAUUUUACUACAUAAUAAUUACAAUUUUAUGCAUGACAAAAACACAACAAGGUAAGAAAAAGAAAGAACAGAAUUCACAGAUGAACGAAUGAUUUAUCUCAUGAUACUACAAAUGCAACAUAAAACUGUAUCGAGAUACCAUUUCUCACCUAUCAGAUUGAUAACAUACUCUUGCCAAGGUUGUGGGAAAAUUGGCACUCUCACAUUGCUAGUGGGAAUGAAAAAUAGUACAUGCCUGCCUGGCGUGGUGGCUCAUGGGCCACGCGCAGUGGCUCAUGCCUGUAAUGCCAGCGCUUUGGGAGGCUGAGGUGGGCGGAUCACCUGAGGUCAGGGGUUCGAAACCAUCCUGACCAACAUGGAGAAACUCCAUCUCUACUAAAAAUGCAAAAUUAGCCGGGCGUGAUGGCACAUGCCUGUAAUCUCAGCUACUCGGGAGGCUGAGGCAGGAGAAUUGCUUGAACCCAGGAGGCAGAGGUUGCAGUGAGCCAAGAUCGUGCCAUUGUACUCCAGCCUGGGCAACAAGAGUGAAACUCCGUCUCAAAAAAAAAAGUCAAGUAAAAAAAGUAAAAUAAAGAACAGUGUGAGCUGGGCUCAGUGGCUCACUUCUGUGAUCUCAAUACUUUGGGAGGCUGAGGUGGGAGGAUCACCUGAGGUCAGGAGUUCAAGACCAGCCUGGCCAACAUGGUGAAACCCGUCUCUACUAAAAAAUACAAAAAUUAGCCGGGCAUAGUGGCACACACCUGUAAUCCCAGAUACUUGAGUGGCUGAAGCAGGAGAAUCGCUUGAACUUGGGAGGUGGAGGUUAGUGAGGUGAGAUCGUGACACUGAGCUCUAGCCUGGGCGGCCGAGUGAGACUUGGUCUCAUAAAAACAAAACAAAACAAAACAAAAAGAAAACACAAUGUGUAUUAUAUGCUAUAAUAUGCUACCUUUUGCAAAAGAAGGAAAGGGAAAUGCACAGACACGCACACUUAUAUAUGUAUGUCUUUGCAUAUAUUUUCAAAAAGAAAUGAUGGAAAGUUGAAUGAAAGCCCCAUAAAAAUGGUUAAUCACAGGAGAAGGGAGGAAAUGUGGAGAGGACAGGGAUGGCAGCUAAAGCUCUGUGAAGAUAACUUACUGUCAAGUUUUGGCUCUGGAACUGCAGAUGUUUUACAAAAUUAAAAAUAUGAAACAAAGGCAGUUCCUCCCCUAGUGCUCAAAUUAUAGUGUCUAAAUUCAAUUUGGAGCCAGGCACGUGGCUUACACUUAUAAUCCCAGCACUUUGAGAGUCCAAGGCAGGAGGAUCACUUGAAUCCAGGAGUUUGAGAGCAGCCUGGGUAACAUAGGGAGACCUUGUCUCUACAAACAAUUUAAAAAUUAGCUGGGUGUAGUGAUGCAUGUCUGUAGUCUCAGCUACUUGGGAGGCUGAGGCAGGAGGAUCACUUGAGCCCAGGAGGUCAAGGCUGCGCUGAGCCAUGAUCAUGCCACUGUACUCCAGCCUCAGCAACAGAGCAGGACUUUGUCUCAAAAUAAAUAAAUAAAUACAAUUUGGUAAUCAUAGGAAUUGUGGCUCUUUUAGAAAUGGAUGAUUGUGGUUCUGGGUAGGAAAUGUACCAUAAACCAAGACAGCUCCCAUUGGUCUAAGGUUUGACCACUUCAAAUGUUAAAACUCCAUGCAUUCAUAAGGAUAUUACACACACACACACACACACACACACACGCACACGCACACACACGUUUUGGUUACCUUUAGAGAGAAUGUACUAAAACUGAAAAUUGAAGCAUUUAAGUUGCUUUUCCUGUAUUAACUACAAUUUAGGGUAACCAGAGAAUUAAUGAGGGGAUGCUUCUUUGUAUAAUUGCCUUGUAGUUAAUAAAUGAAGAGAAAAUAAUACAUUAAAAAUCCCCAUUUUGCAAAGCCCUGGUGAAAUAAUGGAACUAGACAGGUUUCCAGAUUUAGCCAAUAAAUGGCAUGGGACAUAUUUAUACUAAAAAUUAAUUGUCACCUGAAAUUCAAAUUGAACUGGAGGUCUUGUAUCUUAGUUAGCAACUCUACAUCAAGGUAAUGAUCAACAAUGGAUAUUAAUAUCAUUGAGACAGAUGCAGAAAAAUCAUUUGAUAAAGUUAAACAUCUAUUUAUGAUUAAACAAUUAAAAGUAGAAGGAAACUUCUUUAAUACAAUAAUGUAUACUUUCAAAAAUGCUACGGUAAGCAUCAUACUUAAUAGCAAAAUAUUGAAAACAGGCUGGGUGUGGUGGCUGAUCUGUGUAAUCCCAGCACUUUGGGAGGCUGAGGGAGGUGGAUCAUGGAGCCCAGGAGUUCGAGACCAGCCUGAGCAAAAACCCCAUCUUUACAAAAAAAUACAAAAAUCAGCUGGGCAUGGUGGCAUGUGCCUGUAGUCCCUACUACCUGGGAGGCUAAGAUGGAAAGAUCACUUGAGCCCAGGAGGCAAAGGUUGCAGUGAGCUUAGAUUGUGCCACUGAAUUCCAGCCUGCGUGACAGAGCGAGACUCCCUCUCAAACAACAACAAAAACCAAUUGAAAGUAUUUUCUUUGUGAUCAGAAGCAAGACUAGGAUGCCCCCAUCAUAUCUUUUAUUCAAUUAUCUAUUGGAAAGCCUAAAGAAAAGUUAUAAAGAUGAGAAUGGAAGGAAUUAAACUAAUUCAUAAGCAAUAUGAUUGUAUGUGUAGAGAACCCAAAAGAACCUACAAAUACAUUAUUGAAAUAAUAAAUCAUUUUAUUUAUUAACUCCUGGUUUUGUGACAGGCAAGCUGGCUGACUUCCUGUUUUGACGUGGUCCAGAGAAAAAGAAGAAAAGCCCCUUACUCAAGCUGUAGCUUACCUAAUCUCCAGCCAAUCAGCAUCAAAGGCCCAAGAAGCUAUUAACCACAAGUUCCUGCUUUAGGGGCCUAGGGACUUCCCCAUGGACCCGCAAGUACAGCUAGGCUUGUUUCAACUUUUCCUUAUUUUAAUGCUAAAAAUCAUGCCCAGAGGUGAUUUAAAAUGCUAAUGUUAUAUACAAUGUAUGAAAAAGCGUGUUGAACCACUGUGCAGGCACCAAAGAAAUCCCUCCUAAACAUUCAAUGACAGGCACGUCACAGCAGCUAGGCCCCUAUAAGACAGAUCAACCUGCUCCCUUUGGGGUGCAGCCCACCCUUUUCCUUUUGCAGUGCUGACCUUUCUUGUGCACAAGCUAAAAUAAACAUUCUCUUUUUCUUUCUUUUUUUUUUGUUUGAGAUGGAGUCUUGUUUUGUCACCCAGGCUGGAGUGCAAUGGCACAAUCUCGGCUCACUGCAACCUCUGCCUUCCAGGUUCAAGCAAUUCUCCUGCCUCAGCCUCCCAAGUAGCUGGGAUUACAGGCGUGCACCACCACACCCAGCUGUUUUUUUUGUAUUUUUAGUAGAAAUGGGUUUUCACCAUGUUGCCCAGGCUGGUCUUGAACUCCUGGGCUCAAGCAAUCCACCUGCCUCAGCCUCCCAAAUUGCUGGGAUUACAGGGGUGAGCCACCAUGCCCAGCAAUCUCAUUUGAUUUCUAUCCUGGAAGAUUACAAGAACCGAGGAUGAUUGUAACAUCUCCUGGUACCCCAGAUGGGACCCUCAUUUUAGGUCCCCACAGGAGUUAGCAAGACUUCCUGGAGGACAGAGGCAACUGACCAGGUGGUAACAAAGGUGGCCACUCUGGACUAUUGCUUUGGUGUUGGUGCUUUGGAGAGUCAAGUCUGGACCCUAGGUGAGUCUGCUCUUCUUCUUCUCUGUCUCUCUCUCUCUCUCUCACCAGAUGCCCAGUAAAUGGCAUGGCCAGGAUUAUAUCUGGCCAUCUCCUCUGCAUAUUUCUUACCCUUUCCAAGAUUUGAACCUUUCACCAGGAGUACAAUGAGUGAGGACUAGUAGAACAUCUUGUCAAGUCAAAGGAAAGGUUAGACUAAACUUAAUACAUUAAUCACUAAACCUAUCUGGAUUGUUUAAGAACCGGCCAAACCAAUCCUUGCCUUGACUUAUGUCUGACAUUGAUAAGGGCCUCUUUCUUUGUUUUGUCUCUCCUUCUCUCCCUCGUUUUUGGAAAUUUGGGUGGGAAGUUGGGGUGAUUCCAGUUAGCCCUUCUGGGAAACUUGCGUGGGCAGUUGGAGUGAUUCUGGCUGGCUCUUCUGAGAUUGGUCUAGGGAACUGCCCCAGACAUGUGUGGGCUAGGUACCAGCCGGCAAUCUGGAAUUCUCUUUUGUUUCAAAUACUGAAACCACUCAGUAUUUUCCCUGACCGUAUUCUUCUUUGUGGAGCCUGGACGUUUAUAAUCUGUUUUGUCAGUUGUCUGAAUGGAAAUGUGUUCUUGUUUCUGGUCCUUGUUGCAUGGGUGAAGCCACCCUCCAGGAUUCUUGGAAGGAAGCCUUACUCAUUAGGCCAGAUGAAAUUUUUCCUCUGUCUAGUACAUCAUCUCGUUUCUUGUUAGAGUCCAUGUAAAUAAAUGUGGGUGUAGAGUAAGUUCUACUUGGAGCUGAUGUAAAAUCUACUACUUGCUAGACUUUGUGGGUUGAAGCUGGCAAAUCCAAGAGCUAAAAGUUCUCAAGCCCCCUCAUUCUGCUCUCCUCCCUCUGUCCUCUUUGGCUUGCUUAGUUCUUGCCAGGGAUUUGAAGGUCUGGGAUGAGUCAGACCAGGAUGUGUGCUGCAAUUGUGAAGACUGUCAGAGUCAGAGGCUGCAUCCCUCACCAGACCUCUUGAUUACAGGACACCAGCUCUACCAUGGGAAACACUACAGACAUCCCAAAAGAUUCCCCCCCUUGGAUGCAUCCUCUGUAAUUGGGAUCAGCUUAAAUGAGAUAUUACAAAGAAAAAGAAGCUCGUGUUCCUCUGUGAUGUUGCUUGGCCUCAGUAUCCCCUGGGGUACCAAGAGAAAUGACCUGAGAAUGGGGUCCUUCAGUUACAACAUCAUUUUCCAAUUGGAUAUAUACUGUAAAAAAUUCUAAUAAAUAGCUUGAGAUUCCAUACAUGCAGGCCCUCAGGAAAUUAUAUCUGGAUCUCAAACUCUAGGACUCCUGCCAGGUUUAUAUGGCACCUCUCAAGCAACAGCUGAGAGAUGAGCCAAGUCCUGUCUCAGAUUUUAACCCCUAGGGCUCAGUUCUCUCACUACCUUUCUAAGGGCAGGGUGGGAAGCAGGCCUCUCUGCUACUGUGGAUCCUUUCUCCUUCUGUCUGGAGCCUCCUCCAUACCAUGCUGGGUCAGGAAGGCUUUCCCCUUCUACUCCUCAACAACUCUCAGUGCUGUCCCCAGUGUGGCUCCAACUGGGCUCCAAGUCAGCACCCUCCUUCACUUCCCCACCAUACCAGAGCUGCUUUCCCCCUGGGAGGUAAUGGAUGGAACUAGAGGGGCAGCUCAGGUACAUGGACCCUUACCAAUGUCAGACAUAAAUCAAGGCAAGGAUUGGUUUGGCCGGUUCUUGAACAAUCCAGAUAGGUUUAGUGAUGAAUUUAUUAAGUUUAGUCUAACCUUUCCUUUGACUUGACAAGAUGUUCUUGUAGUCCUAACUCAUUGUUGUACUCCUGGUGAAAAAACUCGAAUCUUGGAAAGGGUAAGAAAUAUGCAGAGGAGAUGGCCAGAUAUAAUCCUGGCCAUGUCAUUUACUGGGUAUCUGGUGAGGCAGUCCCAGAGCAGAACAUGCAAUGGGUUUAUACGGAUGACAGGGACUGGUUAAGGAUCAGUCACUUCCUUAAUUGCAUAUCAGAGGGUGUCAGACAAAACCAGUAAAGUAUAAUAAAGUAAAAUAAUUGCUCAGGAAGUGGAUGAAAAUCCAGCUGGGUACCUUAAUAGGCUCUCUGAGGCUUUUAGAAAGUAUAGUAACAUAGACCCAAGGACCAAUGAAGGCCUAACACUUCUGGCCAUACAUUUUAUAACCCACGCUGUGCCAGACAUUUGGGAAAAGCUUCAAAAGCUGAAAGCUGACCCUUAAACCCCUCAAGCAACGUUGGUAGCAGAGGUCUUCAACAUUUUUAGCAACUGGGACCAGGCAGAGAAGGUGUAGAAAAAUGAGAGAAUAAAAAGGAAGACACACAUUUUGGCUGCUAUAAUCACAGGCCCACCUUGAGGUGACCUUAGGUAACAGAGAAACCCGAAUGCGGGGGGCGGGGAGGGGAUUAAACCCCAUCCAGUGUCCGUGGAAAUGGGGUGCAACCAGUGUGUUUACUGUAAGAAGAGGCACUGGAGAAAGGACUGUCCAUUCUUUUCUGGGAAGCCAGGAUGGAGUAGACCUCCCCAGCCCACUCCUCUUGUUGCUGGCCUCUCAAAUAAAAAGGCUACCCGCUCUGAAUGAGGUGUUCUCAAAUGCUUAUCUGCCUCCAGUCCUGAAGAGUUCCAUCACCAUCACCACUGUGGAGCCUUGGGUCACCCUCAAUAUGGCAGGUAGGAAACUGAAUUCCUUAUGGAUACCAGAGCCCCCUACUCUGUCCUGACCCAUCCUGAUGGAUCUCUGUUCAGCGCCAGUUGUACAGUGACGGGAACAGAUGGUCAACCCAAGGUAAGACAGUUUACCUUUCCUUUGACUUGUAAAAUUGGAUCUAAGGCUAUCACUCAUUCCUUCCUAUAUGUCCCUGAAUGUCCCCUUCCUUUAAUGGUUCAUGACUUAUUAUCUAAGUUGGGAGCCUCAGUUUCCCUCCAGGGGAAUGCCAUACAAGUCUCAGUGCCUCCUGAGAAAGGAAUCCAUUUACUGGCCCUUUUGGCUCCCCAAGAUCAGAAGCUACCCCCAGUCCUAGAAAAGAUAUUGAUUUGAGUGGAAAAGUCUGUAUGGGAUACCAACAUUUCAGGACAGGUCAUCAAUGAGGAGAAUAUUAAAAUAAAGCUUAAGCCAGGCCUACCCUACCCAUGCAAGCCAAAAUACCAUUUGAGGCCAGAAGCCCUACAAGGGAUAUGGCCCCUCCUAGAAACAUUGAUACAGAACAGACUAAUUCAGCCCUGCAGUCCCCUUGUAAUACCCCAGUCCUGCCUGUGAAGAAACCAAAUGUAGAAUACCAGUUUCUUCCACACUUUAGAGUAGUGAAUGACUCAGUUGUUCCCACACAUCCUUCAGUCCCUAAUUCAUACACACUCCACUCUCAAGUCCCUGGGUGCACACAGUUUUACACUGUACUGGAUCUAAAGGAUGUUUUCUUUAAUAUAUGCUGCAUCCUGACUCCACCUACAUUUUUGUCUUUGAAUGGAAGGAUCCAGAGACUCAGGAAGCUCCCCACUGUACUUGGACAGUGCUACUACCCCCCCGGGGUUUCCAGAUAGCCUCCACCUCUCUGGGCAAGCCCUGGAAGUCCUAAUUCAGAAGCUAGGGCCUGUCCAAAGGCCAGUGACUUAUUUUUUAAAUCAACUGGACCCAGUAGCCCAGGGGUGGCCUGGCUGUCUUAGGGCAGUGGCAGCCACCAGCCUCCUGGUCAGGGAGAUCUCCAAACUCAUGCUAGGCCAAUCCCUUGAGGUUUAUACUCCUUACCUGGUCCAGAAUUUGUUGGAAAUCAAAGGGAGCCACUGGCUAACUCGGGGAAGGUUAACUCAAAAUCAAGCCCCACUGUUAGACACCCCAGACUUGACCUUAAAGAUAUAUGAGUCCUUGAAUCCUGCCACCCUCCUUCCCUUGCCCACCUUGGGGACACUGGAACACACCUAUGUGGAAACUUUGGAGCAGAUCUAUUCUAGUUGGAUAGAUUUACGGGAGACCCCUUGAGAGAAUCCAGAUGAAGAAUGGUUUACAGAUGGGAGUUGUUUUGUAGAAAAUGGAGCCUGCAGGCCAGGCAUGGUGGCACGCCACCACACCCAGCUAAUUUUUUGUAUUUUAGCAGAGACAGGUUUCACCGUGUUGCCCAGGCUGGUCUCAAAGUCCUGGGCUCAUGAUGCGCCUGUCAUCCCAGCUACUCAGGAGGCUGAGACAGGAGAAUCGCUUGAACCUGGGAGGCGGAGGUUGCAGUGAGCCAAGAUCACGCCAUUGCACUCCAGCCUGGGUGACAGAGCGAGACUCCAUCUAAAAAAAAAAAAAAAAAAACAAAUAAAAUGGAGCCCAGAAGGCAAAACAUGCUAUUGUCAGCCUACGCUGGACCAGAGAGGCAAAAUAACUUCCCCUAAGCACUUCAGCUCAGGAAGCAGAGCUCCAAGCCUUAGUUAAGGGCUCUUCAGCUUGAAGAAGGGAAGAGACUUAAUAUAUAUACUGAUUCUAAGUAUGGAUUCCUAAUGCUCCAUACUCAUGCAGCUGUCUGGAAAGAGGAGAAUGCUAACUGCCAGGAGCACCCCGACAAAACCCAAUGAAGCGAUUUUAUUCCUCCUUGAGGCAGUUCAUCUCUGUGUUAGUCUGUUCUUACACUGCUAUAAAGACAUACCUGAGACUGGGUAAUUUAUAAACAAAGAGAGUCUAAUUGACUCACAGUUCUGCAUGGCUGGGAGGCUUCAGGAAACUUACAAUCAUGGCGGAAGGUGAAGGGGAAGCAAGGCACAUCUUGCAUGGCAGCAGGAGAGUGAGUGAAGGAAGCCACACACUUUUAAGCUAUCAGAUCUCAUGAGAACUCACGUACUAUUGUGAAAACAGCAUUGGGGAAACUGCCCCCGUGAUCCAGUCACCUCCCACCAAGUACUUCCCUUGACAUGAGGGGAUUACAAUUCGAGAUGAGAUUUGGGUGGGGACACAGAGCCAAACCAUAUUAAGCUCCCUGCCCAAAUAGCUGUUAUGUCCUGUAAAGGGCAACAAAAAGACAAUUCUUUAAUCAGCCAAGGAAACAACCAGGCUGAUAGAGCUGCCAAACAGGCAGCUGGGCCGGGCGCGGUAGCUCAUGCCUGUAAUCCCAGCACUUUGGGAGGCCGAGGCAGGUGGAUCACGAGGUCAAGAGAUCAAGACCAUCUGGGCUAACAUGGUGAAACCCCGUCUCUACUGGAAACAAAAAAUUAGCCGGGCGUGGUGGCAGGCGCCUGUAGUCCCAGCUACUUGGGAGGCUGAGGCAGGAAAAUGGCGUGAACCCGGGAGGUGGAGCUUACAGUGAGCUGAAACCGCACCACAGCACUCCAGCCUAGGGGACAGAGCGAGACUCCGUCUCAAAAAGAAAAAAAAAAAAAGUUGGCAGUGGUUGGCCGGGAGUGAUGGCUCAUGCCUGUAAUCCCAGCACUUUGGGAGGCCAAGGCAGGAGGAUCAUCUAAGGUCAGGAGUUCGAGACCAGCCUGGCCAACAUGGUGAAACCCUGUCUCUACUAAAAUACACAAAAAUUAGCUGGGCAUGGUGGUGCAUGCCUGUAGUCCCAGCUACCUGGGAGGCUGAGGCAGGAGAAUAGCUUGAACCCAGGAGGGAGAGAUUGCCAUGAGCUGAGAUGGCACCACUGCACUCCAGCCUGGGCAACAGAGCGAGACUCCAUCAAAAAAAAAAAAAAAUGAGCAGAUGAAGGAGGGUAUAACUUAAAUGGUCAGGGUGGCUAGAGGAUCAGCAACAAUGCCUCUUCCUACCAGAAGCUGACCAAUGGAAAGUCAUCAAAAGACUUCAUGAGGAAACUCAUUAUGACAGAGACUCACUAUGGAAUUUAACCCAAAAUCUCCUAGUGAGCAAGGCUUUAAAAGCUACAGCAUAACAGGCAUGGUGGUUCACACCAGUAAUCCCAGCAUUUGAGGAGGCUGAGGCAGGAGGAUUGCUUGAGCCCAGGAGAUCAGGACCAGCCUGGGCAACAUGAUAAGACCGUGUCUCUACAAAAGCAUUUUUAAAAAUUAUCUGGGCAUGGUGGAAUGCAUCUGUGGUCCUAACUACUUGGGAAGCUGAGGUGGGAGGAUUGCUCGAGCCCAGGAGUUUGAGGCAGCAGUGAGUCAAGAUCGCACAAUUGCACUCCAGCCUGGGUGACAAAGCGAGACCUUGUCAAAAAAAAAAAAAAAAAAAGAAAAAGUCACAGUGGGCCAGGUGCAGUGGCUCACACCUGUAAGCCCAGCAGUUUGGGAGGCUGAGGUGGGUGGAUUACCUGAGGUCAGGAGUUUGAGACCAGCCUGGCCAACUUAGUGAAAUCCCGUCUCUACUAAAAAUAGAAAAAUUAGCUGGGUGUGGUGGCGCAUGCCUGUAAUCCCAGCUACUCAGGAGGCUGAAGCAGGAGAAUUGCUUGAACCUGAGAGGCAGAGGCCGCAGUGAGCAAAGAUCAUGCCACUGCACUCCAGCCUGGGUGACAGAGUAAGACUCAGUCUCAAAAAAUAAAAAUAAAAAAGCCACAGUGGACUCUGUAACUCAAGCGUGUGAAAUUUGUCUUAGAAAUAAUUCCUGAGCCCAUCCACUGGCUCUGCCCCAGUGCAGCAUAAGAAGACCUAUCCUGGAGAAGAUUGGCGAAUUACACAGAUACCCCUAAAGGGGAAUUCAAAUAUAUUCUGAUUUUUAUAGACACUUUCGCAGGCUGGGUGGAAGCUUUCCCCACACAAACAGAAAAAGCAAUUGAAGUUUGUAAAUGACUGCUUAAAGGCCAGAUGCGGUGGCUCACGCCUGUAAUCCCAGCAGUUUGGGAGGCUGAGGUGGGCGGAUCACCUGAGGCCGGGAGUUUAAGACCAGCCUGACCAACAUGGUGAAACCCCAUCUCUACUAAAAAUACAAAAAUUAAGGCCAGGCGCGGUGGCUCACACCUGUAAUCCCUGCACUUUGGGAGGCUGAGGCGGGCGGAUCACAAUCCGGAGAUCAAGACCAUCCUGGUUAACACGGUGAAACCCCGUCUCUACUAAAAAUACAAAAAAUUAGCUGGGCAUGGUGGCAGGCGCCUGUAGUCCCAACUACUCGGGAGGCUGAGGCAGGAGAAUGGCAUGAACCCGGGAGGCGGAGCUUGCAGGGAGCCAAGAUUGCACCACUGCACUCCAGCCUGGGUGACAGAAUGAGACUCCGUCUCAAAAAAACAAAACAAAACAAAACAAAAAUUAGCUGGGCGUGGUGGCACAGGGCACCUGUAAUCCCAGCUACUAGAAAGGCUGAGGCAGGAGAAUUACCUGAACCCUGGAGGUGGAGGUUGCAGUGAACUGAGAUCAUGCCACUGCAUUCCAACCUGGGCAACAAGAAUGAGACUCUGUCAAAAAAAAAAUUAAAAACCAAACCAAACCAGACAAACAAAAAGUGAAUGGCUGCUUAAACAAGGAAUUCCUAGGUUUGGGCUUCCAGCUUCCCUACAAAGUGACAACAGGCUGUCUUUUAUCAUCUAGGUCACCAAAGGGCUGUCUAGCCAUCUUCGCAUCCAACACAAACUUCACCCUGCCUGGCAUCCUCAAUCUUCCGGGAAAGUUGAGAGAAUGAAUCAAACCCUUAAAAAGAACCUUGGCUACACUAUGCCAAGAAGCCCAGAAAUCAUGGAUUAAGUGCCUCCCUAUUGCCUUACUAAGAAUAAGAUCCACCCCAAAGGGGAACUUAAAGCUCAGCCCUUUUAAAAUGACCUAUUGGAGCAGUCCUUUCUCAAGACAAACUUUCUAAUAGAUGAAGACUUAAAUCAGGCUUUAAAAUACAUUAUCAACUUGGGGAAAAUUUAGCAGACAAUAUAAUAAUAAAAUAUUACCCCAGUUGGGUAAGAUGGUUUGGGAUCAUUUCCCUAUUAGCUCAGGUGCACAGGUCAUACUCAAGACAUGGUGAGGGCCUGGCAUGAAUCAUGCUCCCACUGUACCCUCUUCUUUUUUUUUUUUUUUAAACGGAGUCUCACUCUGUUGCCCAGGUUGGAGGGCAGUGGCACGAUCUCGGCUCACUGCAACCUCCACCUCCUGGGUUCAAGGGAUUCUCCUGCCUCAGCCUCCCAAGUAGCUGGGACUACAGGUGCAUGCUACCAUGCCUGGCUAAUUUUUUUGUAUUUUAGAGAUGGGGUUUUCACCGUGUUAGCCAGGAUGGUCUCGAUCUCCUGACCUCGUGAUCCACCCGCCUCGGCCUCCCAAAGUGCUGGGAUUACAGGCGUGAGCCGCUGCGCCCGGCCACUGUACCCUCUUCUAUCUCACUGUAACCUCUUCCUUUUAGUCUGGGUGCAGGGUACCUGGAGUCACAAUAGCCCUAGGCAUAUAGUGGACCAGGUGAGGCAGGCCCUGGAAAGGCUAAAAACCUCCCUCAAUUCUCUUGCUAAUGUGGUGUUGGACAACUGCUUGGCCUUACCUUCCAUAACUUGGUUCCUUCCUUUCUUAAGCCCUUAUUAGCUAUCUUUCUUCGUUUAAUCUUUAAACCAUGCUUCUUUAACCUGCUGGUAAAAUUUGUGUCUUUCAGACUACAAUAGUUUCAUGUCAAGUUAAUCGUCAUGCAAGACUUCUAGGUUACUUAUUAGCUGAACAGGAAGAUGUUUGUACAGUCACCACACCUCCCGCUGCACUUGGAUAAAUACUACUGGGCAAGUAGAGGUUAACACCCAGGCAAUUUACAAUCAGGAAAUUGGUUACACUCUUUUGGUAAAGGAAGUCAACUUAGUGUAGAAUGCUGUCAGAUCAACCUUACCCUUGUAAGGCUUGUAACUUGGUUCCUCCCUUUCUUAAGCCCUUAUUGGCUAUCUUUCUUCUUUUAAUAUUUAAAGUUUUUCAUCUUUAAAUUUUUAAUUUUUAAACCAUGCUUGCUUAACCUGCUGGUAAAAUUCAUGUCUUUCAGACUGUAAUGCUUUCAUGCCAAGUAAAUGGUCUUGCCAGGCUUCCAGCCUGUUUCAGAGACCACUAGCCCAGAGCCGUAUCAGCCCCUUCAGCAAGCCAUAAGAAAUUUCUACUCCUCCUGGAAAUAGAUGUAGAGACUAUGUCCAUGCUUAGCAGGAAGUAGUUCCAGAAGAGACCUUUGCUCCUUAAGAAUAAGGAGAAUGAAAUCUCUUGGCUGGGAAUGAGACAGCUGGCUGGCUUCCUAUUUUGAGGUGGUUUAGUGAAAAAGAACAAAAACCCCUUACUCAAGCUGUAGCUUAUCUGCGGCAGGUUAAUUAAGGAAUCAGAGAGACUGUGGGGUUGAGGAGGAAUUAUUUAAUUAUUCAGGUGCACCGACCCAGUCAGAUUAACAUCCAAAGGACUGAGCCCUGAACAAAGAGCCAAGCUACCUUUUAAGCAUUUCGUGGGGCUGGGGGAGAUCUGUGCAGGGGGAAGCAUAUCACAGAAGUGAGAAACAAAGACAGUCAUUCAACUGAGACAUGCAUUAUAUCAUUUUUUUUCAAGGAACAGCAUGUUUUACAAUUUGAGAUUAUCUGUCUAGUGAUCUUACAGCUGCACAGCUAGAGAAACAGAGUCUUCACAAUGCCUGGGAAAGGGAGAGAUAAGGCUCACUAGCCAUAGAAAAACAGGCAGUUAAUUUUAAAGGACUCCAGCUCUUUCUCUUCCUCAGGGGGAAUUGGGUUUGCUUACAUACAACCAAGUUUUGCUUACACAUUCUUUAUUUCUUUUAAUUCCUGUUCUAUACCUAAUCUCCAGCCAGUCAGCAUCAGAGGCCCAAGAAGCUAUUAACCACAAGUUCCUGCUUUAGGGGCUUAGGGACUUCCCCAGAAAGCCACAGGAACAGCUUAAGUUUCAACUUACAGUGAUAUUUUCCUUAUUUCAAUGCUAAAAAUCAUGCUCAGAGGUAGAGAUUUACAAUGCCAAUAUUACGUGCAAUGUAUGAAAAACCAUGUUGAACCAUUGUGCAGGCGCCAAGAAAUCCCUUGUUAACACAUGAUGACAGGCACAUCAUGGCAUCUGGACCCCUACAACACAGAUCGACUUGCUCCCUGUGGGGAGCAGCCUACCCUUUUCCUUUCAUGGUGCUGACCUCCCUUCUGCACAAACUGAAACAAACUUUUUUUUUUCUCUUUAAUACUGUGUCUGGUAAUCUCACUUGAUUUCUAUCUUAGGAGACUACAACAAGCCAGGAUGAUGGUAACAUCUCUGUCAAGAUGACAUAGAUUUAUUUUUCCUGGCUCCUCUCUGCUAAAAACCCUGGAAUAACAUAACAGAUAUUCUUAAGAGGACUCUGAAAGAUAAAAAGAAGGAAAACUGACAAGGGGCCUUAGAACUCGAGAAACAUCUCAGUGGCCCAGCAUCUCUCAAUUUCUUACCCAACGACAGGAGGUGGUCUAGAUCCGGCAUCUCCCCAGCCCCCUAUCCAGCAGCAGAAAGCACCCAGGUAGGUGCUUUCCCCACCCUGGUGGAUGGCAGAGAUGAAGGAAGAGCCCUGCUGGCACCACACAGCCCAGGGAAGUACUCUCCACCCUUUUGUGCCAGUGUCUCCUACUCCUAACCUAGCAGCACCAAGCAGGCCCCAAGAAAAUGCUUUUAACCUCCAUUGGUGGUACUAACAGGAAUUGGGUAUGAGCUCAACCAGCACCAGGCAAAUGAAAUAGACCAGAAUAAUAAUGCAAGGGCUCUGAAAACUAAAUUGUCAUUGGAAUCACAGCACACAAAAGUAGGCCAGGACCUGCAUGCUAACCUAAAAACGGUGACUGCUAAAAUGGAAGAGUUAAAUAGGAUCCAGGGUCUCCUCUCAUAAUACCAGAAAUGUCCAGGAUAUAAUUUAAAAAUCAUACAUAAUAUGAACAACCAGAAAAAUCACAACUUGAAUGAGAAAAGCCAAUCAACAAUCUAACACUGAGAUGAAAGAUUUUAGAAUUAUCUGACAAAGAUCUAAAGUAGCCAUCAUAAAAAUGUUUCACCAAGCAAGUAGAAAUUCCUUGCAAAGAUGGGAAAGAAAAGAAAAUCUCACCAAAGAAAUGGAAAGUAUGUUCUUAAAGAAUCAAAUGAAAAUGAUAAAACUGAAAAAUACAAUAACUAAAAUAAAAACUCACUGGAAAGGCUCAAGAGCAGAGCAACUAUGACAAAGGAAAUAAGAAGUGAACUUGAAGAUAGAACAAUAAAAAUUACCCAAUCCAAAAAACAGAGAGACAAUCAACUUUAAAAAAGAGAAACAGAAAAUGACUAACAAGGGCUCAGAGAACCUGCAGGACAAUUAUAUAAUAGCUAACAUUUGUAUUAUCAGAUUAACAGAAGGAGAAAAGAAAGUGGGGCUGAAAAAUAUUUGAAGAAUAAUGACCAAACCUUCCCAAAUUGGCAAAAGACAUAAACCUACAGAUGCAAGAAGCUAAACAGAAUAAAUCUGACGGAUUCCAUGCCAAAACGCAGUACAACUAACUUAUGAAAGCAAAGGCAAACAAUGAAACUAUCUUGGAAGCAGCUAGAGAGGAAUUAUAAAUUGUCUAUAGGGAACACUGAUCAAAUGACAAAAAAUUUCUUAUCAAAAACCAUGGAGAAGAAAGCCUGGAGCAGUACUCUUCAAGUGCUGAAAGAAAAUAUCUGCUGAGAAUCUUUUUUUUUUUUUUUUUUUGAGACAGUCUCGCUCUGUCCUCCAGGCUGGAGUGCAGUGGUGUGCUUUUGGCUCACUGCAACCUCCACCUCCCAGUGAUUCUCCUGCCUCAGCCUCCCAGGUAGCUGGGACUACAGGUGCCCGCCACUGUGCCCGGCUAAUUUUUGUACUUUUAUUAGAGACAGGGUUUCACCAUGUUGGCCAGGCUGGUCUGGAACUCCUGAGCUUGUGAUCUGCCCGCCUCAGCACCCCAAAGUGCUGGGAUUACAGGCAUGAGCCACUGUGCCCAGCCGAGAAUCUUACAUCUAGCAAAACUAUCUACGGGGUAUGAAGAAGAAAUAAAAAGCUUUUAGAUGAAGGAAGACUACAAGACUUUGCCAUCAGCAGAAUUAUUUUUAGAGAAUGAUUAAAGGAAGUUCUCCAAACUCCAAAUGAUUACAGGAAAAGGCUCAGAACUUUAGAAAGGAAGGAAGAAUAGCAGAAUGGACAAAAAUAGUGAUAACUAUAGCAGAUUACCCUUCUCAUGAGUUUCUAAAAAUUGUAGUUGGUUGAAGAAAAAAUUAUAGUAUUAUCUGAUGUCUAUAGGAAGAGACAAUACUUAAAAUAGUUAUAUGUGUAUACACACACGCAUAUGUAUAAGUGGGAGGGUAAAAGGAUCUACAUGGAUGUAAAGUUUCAACACUUCAAUCAAAGUGGUAAAAUAUUCAUAAGUUGGAUUAUAAUCAGUUACAUAUGUAUAUUGUAGUACUAGAGCAAGUGCUAAGAAAAUUCUACAAAUUAUGUAUUCAAAAAUAAUAUAAAUCAAAAUGGAAUGCUAAAAAAUGCUCAUGUAACUCACAGGAAUGCAAGAAAAAAUAAGAAUGAGAAAUGGAACAAAUGGAAAAUGAAUAUUAAAAUGUUAAACUUAAGUCCAAACAUAUCAAUAACUACUUUAAAUGUAAAUAGUCUGUCUGCUUACAUGAAAUAAAAAGCCAGAGAUUGGUAGAGUGGAUUUAAAAAAUGAUCCAACUAGAUACUGUCUCCAAAAAACUUUACUCCAAAUAUAACAACAUAGGUAGGUUGAAAAUAAAAGAAUAGAAAAAUAUAUUAAUUUUAUUAAUUUAUGUUAUUAUAAAUAUAAAUUUUAGGCUGGGCACGGUGGCUCACCCCUGUAAUCCCAGAACUUUGGGAGGCCAAGGCGGAUAGAUCACUUGAGGUCAGGAGUUCAAGACCAGCAUGGUCAACAUGGUGAAACCCCGUAUCUAUCAAAAAUACAAAAAUUAGCCAGGCGUGGUCACAGGUGCCUGUAAUCCCAGCCACUUGGGAGGCUGAAGCAGGAGAAUUGCGUGAACCUGGGAGGCAGAGGCUGCAGUGAGCCGAGAUCAUGCCCUUGCACUCCAGCUUGGGCAACAGAGCAAGACUCUUGUCUAAAAAAAAAAAAUAUAUAUAUAUAUAUACAUAUAUGUAUGUAUAAUUUUAAAUAUAAAUUUUUAAAAGGAAGGAAGUACUAUAUUAACACGAAAAUACUUUCCUUCAGAGCGAAAAACAUUGCUAAAAACAAAGGAUCAUUCUGCCAAGACAUUGCAAUCCUAAGGUAUGUGUACCAAACAACAGAGAUUCAAGUACAUGAAGCAAAAACUGAUAGAGCUGAAAGGUGAAAUAGACAAGUCCACAAAUAUAGUUGGAGAAUUAAAAACCUCAAUCUCACCAAAUUGAUAGAACUACCAGGGAUAAAAUAUGUGAGAAUAUCAAAGAACUGAAUAACAGCAUUAAUCAACAGGAUCUAAUUGAUAUUUAUAGAAUGCUCUAUUCAACAAUAGACAAAUCCAUAAAUACAUUUGGGAAAUUCAAAGCCUUGGUCUUGUUAGCAACAACAACAACAACAAAGAAGUAGUUCUUUUGUUUCAUUGAUUUUCUCAUGUUCAGUUUUAUUAAUUUCUGCUCUUCAUUAUUUCCUUUCUUCUGCGUUGUGUUUGUUUUGGUCUUUUACUACUUUCUUGUGUAAGAAGAGCUUAGAAUAUUGGUUUAAGAACUUUCCUCUUUCCUAAUGUAAAUAUUUAAUGCCAUAAAUUUCCCUUUAGCUAUAUCCCACAUAUUUUGAAAUAUCUUCUUUUCAUUUUCAUUUAAUUCUAUGUAUUUUUGAUACUUCCUCUUUGGCCCAUGGAUUAUUUAGAAGUGAGUUGCUCAAUAUCCUUAUGAGUGGAGAUUUUCCUGUUUUUCUGUUAUGCAUUUCAAGCUGAUUCCAUUAUGGUCAGAGAACAUCUCCUAUAGAAUUUCAAUUAUUAUAGGCAGAGAGGAAGUGUGAAUGUCAAAUGUUAGAGGGAAGGAACUAGAGGCAAGUUGCAAAUAAUGGGUCAUUGGAGAGUUUAACAAAACGUUCAGUGCCUAUGGAAGUCGGAUUGUGGGAUCCAGAGCGUAAAGGAAUUAAGUUAGAAAUUGCCCGCAAGCCUGAAUUUAGCUGGAGAGGGUAAAUUCUCUUCCACUGUGCUCCGGUCUAUAAAGCCAAGACUAGUCAGAGGGGCCCAGGGGUCUGGGAUGGUGUAGCCAGUGCCCAUGCUGCAAGGAGACAGAGGCAGAUAAGCAGGAAGAGGCCGAAAGGCUCAGGUACACAAAUACCCUUGUUUGGGCUCAGAGCAAGGCUGCCAGUGGAGGGAUGGAUGCAAUUUCUCUGACCAUAAGGAAGUGUCCCCAGAGUUUAUUUCCCGGGUCACCAAAGGGUUUCCUGAGAGUUGAUAUAAUACAGGGUAAAGUACAGGGGUGUACACGCACGCACACACACACACACACACACACACACACUUGGGCCUUAAAAGGAGUGAGAAAGAAGACCCAAGGGGAUUGGCACAUACAGAGUAUUAAUUUGUGAGAUCUCCCACCACAACCACCCCAUUUCUGGGGACUCUGGCUGUGGAGAGCGAUGAUGAAUUUUGAAGGCAGGAAGCUUCUUUCUGUGAUCAACCAGGGGAAACCCCAAGGCUUAGAGAGACUUGAGGGCCAGAAACACCCAUGAAACUCACCUGAUUCUUUCCCUUCACCUCCCAUUUGUCUCUGAGUGCCUCUAACUACAAGAGGCGUAUCGCACACAGAGGAUUUUAUUUUCUUUUUUCUUUUUCUCCCCAGGCCAGAGUGCAGUGGCAUGAUCACGGCUCGCUGCAGCCUCAGACUCCUAGGAUCAAGCAAUCCUCCCACCUUAGCCUCCUGAAUGGUGGAGACUACAGGUGCAUGCCACCACACUCGGUUUAUUUUUAUAUUUUUUGUAGAGAAAGGGUCUCACUAUGUUGCCCAGGCUGGUCUUGACCUUGUGGCCUCAAGUGAUCCUCCUGCCUCAGCCUCCCAAGUAGCUGGGACUACAAGCAUGCACCACCGUGCCUGGCUAAUUUUUGUAUUUUUUUGUAGAUACAGGGUCUCACUAUGUUGGUCUUGAACCAGGCUGGUCUCAAACUCGUGGCCUUAAGCAUUCUUCCUGCCUCAGCCUCCCAAAAUGCUGGAAUUAUAAGCUGAGCCACUGCGCCUGGCCUGACAGAGAAUUUUCACAUCUUGGUUUGCAAUUGCUGUUUCCUCCUAGGAAUGCCGACGUCUCCUCCUCCGAGUCCUUCUCCGUCUCAGGGACCCAGCAGCCCCUUCCACCAACUUUUAGACCCCUCAGGGACCCAGGCAUCCUUUUCCCAAAACUUCCACUUCCUGUGGGUCCCCUGCCCCUGCUUGUUUCUUGUUAUCUCUGGCUUUUAGCCAGUCUCCUAUUUACUCACCUCAUUUUCCUGUUUGACUUUAUGUCCCAGUCACCUCUUAGCCUUUAUGUUUCCCUCCAGGAACAUUUCUUGGGUGGGCGUGGGGAUUGGUUGGAGCUCCAGAGAGAGAGAAGCCCCCCACCCGCUCUGGCCUCCCAGAGGCCCAGGCUCCUGUGAUAAGAGAGGAGGAGCCCCAGGGGCAGCAGCUGCUAGGGUGUUGGUCCAAGAGAGCACCCAGGCUUUGCAGCUGCUGGUCCCAGGGGAAACUCCCCCAGCAAACAAUGAGAUCCCGGGUCAGGGAGAAGGUAGGCAGGGCAUGGGUCAGGCCAGCCCCUCAGAGGAGCUGACUCCAGCUGAGAAAGCCCAACUUUCAGCUCAUUCUUCUGCUCCUUGUGUGCAACCUAGACCUCUACCUCCCAUCUCAGGCAAAUUCUGGGGUGAUGGAGAGGCACAGAGUCCCCUAAACCUGUUCAGCUAGCCCCUGCUAAGAGCAAACCCUCCCUACACACAAAAAAACUCCAAAACCAACAGGUCCUGGCUCUUCCUCAGUCCCCACAGGCUGGGGAGUCCCUGGCCACCUAUAUCCUGUUUCCAGCACCACUGAGGGGCAGGUGUCUGGGAUCAGAAGUAGAAUCCGGGUGUCUGUGUGGAACCAGGAAACAGAGGCCAUUGUCCCUUCUUCACACACCGCCUCAGUCCCAGUGCCCACACCAGAGGAGGCUGCCCCCCAGCUCUACAGUCCUUGAGAAUUUUUUUACAUCUCUGGGACGUAAAGAUGCCCAGAGAGGCUGGUUUUGGUGUUCCCAUUUUGCAGAUGAGAAACCGCAGACGCCCCGCUGGCCUGCGGUGGAGGUCUUGUGUCCCACUCCAUAGCCUCAGACUCCUGCCCAUCCCAGACACCUGCCCCUAGUGGUGUCUGGAAGCAGGAUGUGGGUGGCUAGGGACUCCCCAGCCUGUGGGGACUGAGAAGGAACCAGGACCCGGAUAUGGGUCCCUCAUUGUUGUUCCUGGCAGGAGCCAAAGGAAGGAAUCUAGCCACUAAACCAGCAAAUAUGACCACAUGCCACCUCCCGCCCUCACUGCCCACACCCCCACCCCACCCCACCUCCACCCAGGGACCCAGGUGCUCAGCUGCCUGCUCCCCAGCUGUCUCCCUCAGGGACCCCACCCUUCCAGGACCAAACUCUCCAGAAGACUUCCAGGGAAUGGCCACCAGCUGUCCUCACUCCCUUCUUGGAACCCAGGCAUCCAGAAUCACCGUCCCUCCUUCCCAGGCCUUCACAGUUUCCCGUUUCAUCUGGCCGUGAGGAUGGCAGCCUCCUCCAGGAAGUUGGCAUCAUCUGCCUGGCACGUGGCCCAGGGUGUGGCCCAGAAACUCCACUAUAUAGCCCUGCCACAGGGCUGGCCCUGCAGCUCCAGGGACCUGCAGCCAUGGGUGCCCUAUGGAGCUGGUGGAUACUCUGGGCUGGAGCAACCCUCCUGUGGGGAUUGACCCAGGAGGCUUCAGUGGACCUCAAGAACACUGGCAGAGAGGAAUUCCUCACAGCCUUCCUGCAGAACUAUCAGCUGGCCUACAGCAAGGCCUACCCCUGCCUCCUUAUCUCCAGUCUGUCAGAGAGCCCCGCUUCAGUCUCCAUCCUCAGCCAGGCAGACAACACCUCAAAGAAGGUCACAGUGAGGCCCGGGGAGUCGGUCAUGGUCAACAUCAGUGCCAAGGCUGAGAUGAUAGGCAGCAAGAUCUUCCAGCAUGCGGUGGUGAUCCAUUCUGACUAUGCCAUCUCUGUGCAGGCACUAAAUGCCAAGCCCGACACAGCGGAGCUGACACUGCUGCGGCCCAUCCAGGCCCUAGGCACCGAGUACUUUGUGCUCACACCCCCUGGCACCUCAGCCAGGAAUGUCAAGGAGUUCGCCGUGGUGGCCGGUGCCGCAGGUGCCUCGGUCAGUGUCACGCUGAAGGGGUCACUGACAUUCAAUGGCAAGUUCUAUCCAGCAGGCGAUGUCCUAAGAGUGACUCUACAGCCCUACAAUGUGGCGCAGCUACAGAGCUCAAUGGAUCUCUCGGGGUCAAAGGUCACAGCUAGUAGCCCCGUGGCAGUCCUCUCUGGCCACAGCUGUGCGCAGAAACAUACGACCUGCGACCAUGUGGUCGAGCAGCUGCUACCCACAUCUGCCUGGGGCACCCACUAUGUAGUACCCACGCUGGCCUCCCAAUCUCGCUAUGAUUUGGCCUUCGUUGUGGCCAGCCAGGCCACAAAGCUGACCUACAACCAUGGGGGUAUCACUGGCUCCCGUGGGCUCCAGGCAGGUGAUGUGGUAGAGUUUGAGGUCCGGCCAUCCUGGCCACUCUACCUGUCUGCAAAUGUGGGCAUCCAGGUCCUGCUGUUUGGCACAGGUGCCAUAAGGAAUAAAGUGACUUAUGACCCCUACCUGGUCCUGAUCCCAGAUGUGGCGGCCUACUGCCCAGCCUAUGUGGUCAAGAGUGUACCAGGCUGUGAGGGCAUGGCCCUGGUAGUGGCACAGACGAAGGCUAUCAGCGGGCUGACCAUAGAUGGGCAUGCAGUGGGGGCCAAGCUCACCUGGGAGGCUGUGCCAGGCAGUGAGUUCUCGUAUGCUGAAGUGGAGCUCGGCACAGCUGACGUGAUCCACACGGCCGAGGCCACCACCAACUUCGGACUGCUCACCUUCGGGCUGGCCAAGGCUAUAGGCUAUGCAACAGCAGCUGAUUGCGGCCGGACUGUACUGUCCCCAGCGGAGCCCUCCUGCGAAGGCGUGCAGUGCGCAGCCGGGCAGCGCUGCCAGGUGGUAGGCGGGAAGGCCGGGUGUGUGGCGGAGUCCACCGCUGUCUGCCGCGCCCAGGGCGACCCCCAUUACACCACCUUCGACGGCCGUCGCUACGACAUGAUGGGCACCUGUUCGUACACAAUGGCGGAGCUGUGCAGCGAGGACGACACCCUGCCCGCCUUCAGCGUGGAGGCCAAGAACGAGCACCGGGGCAGCCGCCGCGUCUCCUACGUGGGCCUUGUCACUGUGCGCGCCUACAGCCACUCUGUGUCGCUGACCCGAGGUGAAGUUGGCUUCGUCCUGGUUGACAACCAGCGCUCGCGCCUGCCAGUCUCCCUGAGCGAGGGUCGCCUGCGUGUGUACCAGAGCGGACCACGGGCCGUGGUGGAGCUGGUCUUUGGGCUGGUGGUCACUUAUGACUGGGACUGCCAGCUGGCACUCAGCCUGCCUGCGCGCUUCCAAGACCAGGUGUGCGGGCUGUGUGGCAACUAUAAUGGUGACCCAGCAGACGACUUCCUCACGCCUGACGGGGCUCUGGCUCCUGACGCUGUGGAGUUCGCAAGUAGCUGGAAGCUGGAUGAUGGGGACUACCUGUGUGAGGAUGGCUGCCAGAACAACUGUCCCGCCUGCACCCCAGGCCAGGCCCAACACUAUGAGGGCGACCGACUCUGUGGCAUGCUGACCAAGCUCGAUGGCCCUUUCGCUGUCUGCCAUGACACCCUGGACCCCAGGCCCUUCCUGGAGCAGUGUGUAUAUGACCUGUGUGUGGUCGGUGGGGAGCGGCUCAGCCUGUGCCGUGGCCUCAGUGCCUAUGCCCAGGCCUGUCUGGAGCUUGGCAUCUCGGUUGGGGACUGGAGAUCACCAGCCAACUGCCCCCUGUCCUGCCCAACCAACAGCCGCUAUGAGCUCUGCGGCCCUGCUUGCCCGACCUCCUGCAACGGGGCUGCGGCGCCGUCCAACUGCUCCGGGCGCCCCUGCGUGGAGGGCUGCGUGUGCCUCCCAGGCUUCGUGGCCAGCGGCGGCGCCUGCGUGCCGGCCUCGUCGUGUGGCUGCACCUUCCAGGGUCUCCAGCUCGCUCCGGGCCAGGAAGUGUGGGCGGACGAGUUGUGCCAAAGGCGCUGCACCUGCAACGGCGCCACCCAUCAGGUCACCUGCCGCGACACGCAGAGCUGCCCGGCGGGUGAGCGCUGCAGCGUCCAGAACGGCCUCCUGGGCUGCUACCCCGAUCGCUUCGGGACCUGCCAGGGGUCCGGGGACCCACACUAUGUGAGCUUCGACGGCCGGCGCUUCGACUUCAUGGGCACCUGCACGUACCUGCUGGUCGGCUCAUGCGGCCAGAACGCAGCGCUGCCUGCCUUCCGGGUGCUGGUGGAAAACGAGCAUCGGGGCAGCCAGACUGUGAGCUACACGCGCGCCGUGCGGGUGGAGGCCCGCGGGGUGAAGGUGGCCGUGCGCCGGGAGUACCCCGGGCAAGUGCUGGUGGAUGACAUCCUUCAGUAUCUGCCCUUCCAAGCAGCAGAUGGGCAGGUGCAGGUGUUCCGCCAGGGCGGGGAUGCCGUCGUGCGCACGGACUUUGGCCUGACUGUCACUUAUGACUGGAAUGCACGAGUGACUGCCAAGGUGCCCAGCAGCUAUGCUGAGGCCCUGUGUGGACUCUGUGGGAACUUCAACGGGGACCCAGCUGAUGACCUGGCUCUGCGGGGUGGGGGUCAAGCUGCCAAUGCACUGGCCUUUGGGAACAGCUGGCAAGAAGAGACGAGGCCUGGCUGUGGAGCAACUGAACCGGGUGACUGUCCCAAGCUGGACUCCCUGGUGGCCCAGCAGCUGCAGAGCAAGAAUGAGUGUGGAAUCCUUGCCGACCCCAAGGGGCCCUUCCGGGAGUGCCACAGCAAGCUGGACCCCCAGGGUGCCGUGCGCGACUGUGUCUAUGACCGCUGCCUGCUGCCAGGCCAGUCUGGGCCACUGUGUGAUGCACUGGCCACCUAUGCUGCUGCAUGCCAGGCUGCUGGAGCCACAGUGCACCCCUGGAGGAGUGAAGAACUUUGCCCACUGAGCUGCCCACCCCACAGCCACUAUGAGGCGUGUUCGUACGGCUGCCCGCUGUCCUGUGGAGACCUCCCAGUGCUCGGGGGCUGUGGCUCAGAAUGCCAUGAGGGCUGCGUGUGCGAUGAGGGCUUUGUGCUCAGUGGUGAGUCCUGCCUGCCCCUGGCCUCCUGUGGCUGCGUACACCAGGGCACCUACCACCCACCAGGCCAGACCUUCUACCCUGGCCCCGGAUGUGAUUCCCUUUGCCACUGCCAGGAGGGCGGCCUGGUGUCCUGUGAGUCCUCCAGCUGCGGACCGCACGAGGCCUGCCAGCCAUCUGGUGGCAGCUUGGGCUGUGUGGCCGUGGGCUCUAGCACCUGCCAGGCGUCGGGAGAUCCCCACUACACCACCUUCGAUGGCCACCGCUUCGACUUCAUGGGCACCUGCGUGUAUGUGCUGGCUCAGACCUGCGGCACCCGGCCUGGCCUACAUCGGUUUGCCGUCCUGCAGGAGAACGUGGCCUGGGGUAAUGGGCGAGUCAGUGUGACCAGGGUGAUCACGGUCCAGGUGGCAAACUUCACCCUGCGGCUGGAGCAGAGACAGUGGAAGGUCACGGUGAACGGUGUGGACAUGAAGCUGCCCGUGGUGCUGGCCAACGGCCAGAUCCGUGCCUCCCAGCAUGGUUCAGAUGUUGUGAUUGAGACCGACUUCGGCCUGCGUGUGGCCUACGACCUUGUGUACUAUGUGCGGGUCACCGUCCCCGGAAACUACUACCAGCUGAUGUGUGGCCUGUGUGGGAACUACAACGGCGACCCCAAGGAUGACUUCCAGAAGCCCAAUGGCUCGCAGGCAGGCAACGCCAAUGAGUUCGGCAACUCCUGGGAGGAGGUGGUACCCGACUCUCCCUGCCGGCCGCCCACCCCUUGCCCGCCGGGGAGCGAGGACAAGUGUCCUCCCGAGCUGGAGAAGAAGUAUCAGAAGGAGGAGUUCUGUGGGCUCCUCUCCAGCCCCACAGGGCCACUGGCCUCCUGCCACAAGCUGGUGGAUCCCCAGGGUCCCUUGGAAGAUUGCGUCUUUGAUCUCUGCCUGGGUGGUGGGAACCUGAGCAUUCUCUGCAGCAACAUCCAUGCCUACGUGAGUGCUUGCCAGGCGGCUGGAGGCCUCGUGGAGCCCUGGAGGAAUGAAACUUUCUGUCCCAUGGAGUGCCCUCAGAACAGUCACUACGAGCUCUGUGCAGACACCUGCUCCCUGGGCUGCUCGGCUCUCAGUGCCCCUCCACAGUGCCAGGAUGGGUGUGCUGAGGGCUGCCAGUGUGACUCCGGCUUCCUCUACAACGGCCAGGCCUGCGUGCCCAUCCAGCAAUGCGGCUGCUACCACAAUGGUGUCUACUAUGAGCCGGAGCAGACAGUUCUCAUUGACAACUGUCAGCAGCAGUGUACGUGCCAUGCGGGUAAAGGCGUGGUGUGCCAGGAACACAGCUGCAAGCCGGGGCAGGUGUGCCAGCCCUCCAGAGGCAUCCUGAGCUGCGUCACCAAAGACCCGUGCCACGGCGUGACAUGCCGGCCACAGGAGACGUGCAAGGAGCAGGGUGGCCAGGGCGUGUGCCUGCCCAACUAUGAGGCCACGUGCUGGCUGUGGGGCGACCCACACUACCACUCCUUCGAUGGCCGGAAGUUUGACUUCCAGGGCACCUGUAACUAUGUGCUGGCAACAACUGGCUGCCCGGGGGUCAGCACCCAGGGCCUGACACCCUUCACCGUCACCACCAAGAAUGAGAACCGGGGCAACCCUGCUGUGUCCUACGUGAGAGUCGUCACCGUGGCUGCCCUCGGCACCAACAUCUCCAUCCACAAGGACGAGAUCGGCAAAGUCCGGGUGAACGGUGUGCUCACAGCCUUGCCUGUCUCCGUGGCCGACGGGCGGAUUUCAGUGACCCAGGGUGCAUCGAAGGCACUGCUGGUGGCUGACUUUGGACUGCAAGUCAGCUAUGACUGGAAUUGGCGGGUAGACGUGACGCUGCCCAGCAGCUAUCAUGGCGCAGUGUGCGGGCUCUGCGGUAACAUGGACCGCAACCCCAACAAUGACCAGGUCUUCCCUAAUGGCACACUGGCUCCGUCCAUACCCAUCUGGGGCGGCAGCUGGCGAGCCCCAGGCUGGGACCCACUGUGUUGGGACGAAUGUCGGGGGUCCUGCCCAACGUGCCCUGAGGACCGGUUGGAGCAGUACGAGGGCCCUGGCUUCUGCGGACCCCUGGCCCCUGGCACAGGGGGCCCCUUCACCACCUGCCAUGCUCAUGUGCCACCUGAGAGCUUCUUCAAGGGCUGUGUUCUGGACGUCUGCAUGGGUGGUGGGGACCAUGACAUUCUUUGCAAGGCACUGGCUUCCUACGUGGCUGCCUGCCAGGCCGCUGGGGUUGUCAUCGAAGACUGGCGGGCACAGGUCGGCUGUGAGAUCACCUGCCCAGAAAACAGCCACUAUGAGGUCUGUGGCCCACCCUGCCCGGCCAGCUGUCCGUCCCCUGCACCCCUUACGACUCCGGCCGUAUGCGAGGGCCCCUGUGUGGAGGGCUGCCAGUGCGACGCGGGUUUCGUGUUAAGUGCUGACCGCUGUGUUUCCCUCAACAACGGCUGCGGCUGCUGGGCCAAUGGCACCUACCACGAGGCGGGCAGUGAGUUUUGGGCUGAUGGCACCUGCUCCCAGAGGUGUCGCUGCGGGCCUGGGGGUGGCUCGCUGGUCUGCACACCUGCCAGCUGUGGGCUGGGUGAAGUGUGUGGCCUCCUGCCAUCCGGCCAGCACGGCUGCCAGCCCAUCAGCACAGCUGAGUGCCAGGCGUGGGGUGACCCCCAUUACGUCACUCUGGAUGGGCACCGAUUCGAUUUCCAAGGCACCUGCGAGUACCUGCUGAGUGCACCCUGCCACGGACCACCCUUGGGGGCUGAGAACUUCACUGUCACUGUAGCCAAUGAGCACCGGGGCAGCCAGGCUGUCAGCUACACCCGCAGUGUCACCCUGCAAAUCUACAACCACAGCCUGACACUGAGUGCCCGCUGGCCCCGGAAGCUACAGGUGGACGGCGUGUUCGUGGCUCUGCCCUUCCAGCUGGACUCGCUCCUGCACGCACACCUGAGCGGCGCCGACGUGGUGGUGACCACAACCUCAGGGCUCUCGCUGGCUUUCGAUGGGGACAGCUUCGUGCGCCUGCGCGUGCCGGCGGCGUACGCGGGCUCUCUCUGUGGCUUAUGCGGGAACUACAACCAGGACCCCGCAGACGACCUGAAGGCUGUGGGCGGGAAGCCCGCCGGAUGGCAGGUGGGCGGGGCCCAGGGCUGCGGAGAAUGUGUGUCCAAGCCAUGCCCGUCGCCGUGCACCCCAGAGCAGCAAGAGUCCUUCGGCGGCCCGGACGCGUGCGGCGUGAUCUCCAACACCGACGGCCCGCUGGCGCCCUGCCACGGCCUUGUGCCGCCCGCGCAGUACUUCCAGGGCUGCUUGCUGGACGCCUGCCAAGUUCAGGGCCAUCCUGGAGGCCUCUGUCCUGCAGUGGCCGCCUACGUGGCAGCCUGUCAGGCCGCUGGGGCCCAGCUCGGCGAGUGGAGGCGGCCGGACUUCUGUCCCUUGCAGUGCCCUGCCCACAGCCACUACGAGCUCUGCGGUGACUCCUGCCCUGGGAGCUGCCCGAGUCUCUCGGCACCCGAGGGCUGUGAGUCGGCCUGCCGUGAAGGCUGUGUCUGCGAUGCUGGCUUCGUGCUCAGUGGUGACACGUGUGUACCUGUGGGCCAGUGUGGCUGCCUCCACGAUGACCGCUACUACCCACUGGGCCAGACCUUCUACCCUGGCCCUGGGUGUGAUUCCCUUUGCCACUGCCGGGAGGGCGGUGAGGUGUCCUGUGAGCCCUCCAGCUGCGGCCCGCAUGAGACCUGCCGGCCAUCCGGUGGCAGCUUGGGCUGCGUGGCUGUGGGCUCUACCACCUGCCAGGCGUCGGGAGAUCCCCACUACACCACCUUCGAUGGCCACCGCUUCGACUUCAUGGGCACCUGCGUGUAUGUGCUGGCUCAGACCUGCGGCACCCGGCCUGGCCUACAUCGGUUUGCCGUCCUGCAGGAGAACGUGGCCUGGGGUAAUGGGCGAGUCAGUGUGACCAGGGUGAUCACGGUCCAGGUGGCAAACUUCACCCUGCGGCUGGAGCAGAGACAGUGGAAGGUCACGGUGAACGGUGUGGACAUGAAGCUGCCCGUGGUGCUGGCCAACGGCCAGAUCCGUGCCUCCCAGCAUGGUUCAGAUGUUGUGAUUGAGACCGACUUCGGCCUGCGUGUGGCCUACGACCUUGUGUACUAUGUGCGGGUCACCGUCCCCGGAAACUACUACCAGCUGAUGUGUGGCCUGUGUGGGAACUACAACGGCGACCCCAAGGAUGACUUCCAGAAGCCCAAUGGCUCGCAGGCAGGCAACGCCAAUGAGUUUGGCAACUCCUGGGAGGAGGUGGUGCCCGACUCUCCCUGCCUGCCACCGCCCACCUGCCUGCCGGGGACUGACGGCUGCAACCACAGCAGCGAGUGUCCUCCCGAGCUGGAGAAGAAGUAUCAGAAGGAGGAGUUCUGUGGGCUCCUCUCCAGCCCCACAGGGCCACUGGCCUCCUGCCACAAGCUGGUGGAUCCCCAGGGUCCCUUGGAAGAUUGCAUCUUUGAUCUCUGCCUGGGUGGUGGGAACCUGAGCAUUCUCUGCAGCAACAUCCAUGCCUACGUGAGUGCUUGCCAGGCGGCUGGAGGCCUCGUGGAGCCCUGGAGGAAUGAAACUUUCUGUCCCAUGGAAUGCCCUCAGAACAGUCACUACGAGCUCUGCGCGGACACCUGCUCCCUGGGCUGCUCGGCUCUCAGUGCCCCUCUGCAGUGCCCAGAUGGGUGUGCUGAGGGCUGCCAGUGUGACUCCGGCUUCCUCUACAACGGCCAAGCCUGUGUGCCCAUCCAGCAAUGCGGCUGCUACCACAAUGGUGCCUACUAUGAGCCGGAGCAGACAGUCCUCAUUGACAACUGUCGGCAGCAGUGCACGUGCCAUGCGGGUAAAGUCGUGGUGUGCCAGGAACACAGCUGCAAGCCGGGGCAGGUGUGCCAGCCCUCCGGAGGCAUCCUGAGCUGCGUCAACAAAGACCCGUGCCACGGCGUGACAUGCCGGCCACAGGAGACGUGCAAGGAGCAGGGUGGCCAGGGCGUGUGCCUGCCCAACUAUGAGGCCACGUGCUGGCUGUGGGGCGACCCACACUACCACUCCUUCGAUGGCCGGAAGUUUGACUUCCAGGGCACCUGUAACUAUGUGCUGGCAACAACUGGCUGCCCGGGGGUCAGCACCCAGGGCCUGACACCCUUCACCGUCACCACCAAGAAUGAGAACCGGGGCAACCCUGCUGUGUCCUACGUGAGAGUCAUCACCGUGGCUGCCCUCGGCACCAACAUCUCCAUCCACAAGGACGAGAUCGGCAAAGUCCGGGUGAACGGUGUGCUCACAGCCUUGCCUGUCUCCGUGGCCGACGGGCGGAUUUCAGUGACCCAGGGUGCAUCGAAGGCACUGCUGGUGGCUGACUUUGGACUGCAAGUCAGCUAUGACUGGAAUUGGCGGGUAGACGUGACGCUGCCCAGCAGCUAUCAUGGCGCAGUGUGCGGGCUCUGCGGUAACAUGGACCGCAACCCCAACAAUGACCAGGUCUUCCCUAAUGGCACACUGGCUCCGUCCAUACCCAUCUGGGGCGGCAGCUGGCGAGCCCCAGGCUGGGACCCACUGUGUUGGGACGAAUGUCGGGGGUCCUGCCCAACGUGCCCUGAGGACCGGUUGGAGCAGUACGAGGGCCCUGGCUUCUGCGGACCCCUGGCCCCUGGCACAGGGGGCCCCUUCACCACCUGCCAUGCUCAUGUGCCACCUGAGAGCUUCUUCAAGGGCUGUGUUCUGGACGUCUGCAUGGGUGGUGGGGACCAUGACAUUCUUUGCAAGGCACUGGCUUCCUACGUGGCCGCCUGCCAGGCCGCUGGGGUUGUCAUCGAAGACUGGCGGGCACAGGUCGGCUGUGAGAUCACCUGCCCAGAAAACAGCCACUAUGAGGUCUGUGGCCCACCCUGCCCGGCCAGCUGUCCGUCCCCUGCACCCCUUACGACUCCGGCCGUAUGCGAGGGCCCCUGUGUGGAGGGCUGCCAGUGCGACGCGGGUUUCGUGUUAAGUGCUGACCGCUGUGUUUCCCUCAACAACGGCUGCGGCUGCUGGGCCAAUGGCACCUACCACGAGGCGGGCAGUGAGUUUUGGGCUGAUGGCACCUGCUCCCAGAGGUGUCGCUGCGGGCCUGGGGGUGGCUCGCUGGUCUGCACACCUGCCAGCUGUGGGCUGGGUGAAGUGUGUGGCCUCCUGCCAUCCGGCCAGCACGGCUGCCAGCCCAUCAGCACAGCUGAGUGCCAGGCGUGGGGUGACCCCCAUUACGUCACUCUGGAUGGGCACCGAUUCGAUUUCCAAGGCACCUGCGAGUACCUGCUGAGUGCACCCUGCCACGGACCACCCUUGGGGGCUGAGAACUUCACUGUCACUGUAGCCAAUGAGCACCGGGGCAGCCAGGCUGUCAGCUACACCCGCAGUGUCACCCUGCAAAUCUACAACCACAGCCUGACACUGAGUGCCCGCUGGCCCCGGAAGCUACAGGUGGACGGCGUGUUCGUGGCUCUGCCCUUCCAGCUGGACUCGCUCCUGCACGCACACCUGAGCGGCGCCGACGUGGUGGUGACCACAACCUCAGGGCUCUCGCUGGCUUUCGAUGGGGACAGCUUCGUGCGCCUGCGCGUGCCGGCGGCGUACGCGGGCUCUCUCUGUGGCUUAUGCGGGAACUACAACCAGGACCCCGCAGACGACCUGAAGGCUGUGGGCGGGAAGCCCGCCGGAUGGCAGGUGGGCGGGGCCCAGGGCUGCGGAGAAUGUGUGUCCAAGCCAUGCCCGUCGCCGUGCACCCCAGAGCAGCAAGAGUCCUUCGGCGGCCCGGACGCGUGCGGCGUGAUCUCCAACACCGACGGCCCGCUGGCGCCCUGCCACGGCCUUGUGCCGCCCGCGCAGUACUUCCAGGGCUGCUUGCUGGACGCCUGCCAAGUUCAGGGCCAUCCUGGAGGCCUCUGUCCUGCAGUGGCCGCCUACGUGGCAGCCUGUCAGGCCGCUGGGGCCCAGCUCGGCGAGUGGAGGCGGCCGGACUUCUGUCCCUUGCAGUGCCCUGCCCACAGCCACUACGAGCUCUGUGGUGACUCCUGCCCUGGGAGCUGCCCGAGUCUCUCGGCACCCGAGGGCUGUGAGUCGGCCUGCCGUGAAGGCUGUGUCUGCGAUGCUGGCUUCGUGCUCAGUGGUGACACGUGUGUACCUGUGGGCCAGUGUGGCUGCCUCCACGAUGACCGCUACUACCCACUGGGCCAGACCUUCUACCCUGGCCCUGGGUGUGAUUCCCUUUGCCACUGCCGGGAGGGCGGUGAGGUGUCCUGUGAGCCCUCCAGCUGCGGCCCGCAUGAGACCUGCCGGCCAUCCGGUGGCAGCUUGGGCUGCGUGGCUGUGGGCUCUACCACCUGCCAGGCGUCGGGAGAUCCCCACUACACCACCUUCGAUGGCCACCGCUUCGACUUCAUGGGCACCUGCGUGUAUGUGCUGGCUCAGACCUGCGGCACCCGGCCUGGCCUACAUCGGUUUGCCGUCCUGCAGGAGAACGUGGCCUGGGGUAAUGGGCGAGUCAGUGUGACCAGGGUGAUCACGGUCCAGGUGGCAAACUUCACCCUGCGGCUGGAGCAGAGACAGUGGAAGGUCACGGUGAACGGUGUGGACAUGAAGCUGCCCGUGGUGCUGGCCAACGGCCAGAUCCGUGCCUCCCAGCAUGGUUCAGAUGUUGUGAUUGAGACCGACUUCGGCCUGCGUGUGGCCUACGACCUUGUGUACUAUGUGCGGGUCACCGUCCCCGGAAACUACUACCAGCUGAUGUGUGGCCUGUGUGGGAACUACAACGGCGACCCCAAGGAUGACUUCCAGAAGCCCAAUGGCUCGCAGGCAGGCAACGCCAAUGAGUUUGGCAACUCCUGGGAGGAGGUGGUGCCCGACUCUCCCUGCCUGCCGCCGCCCACCUGCCUGCCGGGGACUGACGGCUGCAACCACAGCAGCGAGUGUCCUCCCGAGCUGGAGAAGAAGUAUCAGAAGGAGGAGUUCUGUGGGCUCCUCUCCAGCCCCACAGGGCCACUGGCCUCCUGCCACAAGCUGGUGGAUCCCCAGGGUCCCUUGGAAGAUUGCAUCUUUGAUCUCUGCCUGGGUGGUGGGAACCUGAGCAUUCUCUGCAGCAACAUCCAUGCCUACGUGAGUGCUUGCCAGGCGGCUGGAGGCCUCGUGGAGCCCUGGAGGAAUGAAACUUUCUGUCCCAUGGAAUGCCCUCAGAACAGUCACUACGAGCUCUGCGCGGACACCUGCUCCCUGGGCUGCUCGGCUCUCAGUGCCCCUCUGCAGUGCCCAGAUGGGUGUGCUGAGGGCUGCCAGUGUGACUCCGGCUUCCUCUACAACGGCCAAGCCUGCGUGCCCAUCCAGCAAUGCGGCUGCUACCACAAUGGUGCCUACUAUGAGCCGGAGCAGACAGUCCUCAUUGACAACUGUCGGCAGCAGUGCACGUGCCAUGCGGGUAAAGUCGUGGUGUGCCAGGAACACAGCUGCAAGCCGGGGCAGGUGUGCCAGCCCUCCGGAGGCAUCCUGAGCUGCGUCAACAAAGACCCGUGCCACGGCGUGACAUGCCGGCCACAGGAGACGUGCAAGGAGCAGGGUGGCCAGGGCGUGUGCCUGCCCAACUAUGAGGCCACGUGCUGGCUGUGGGGCGACCCACACUACCACUCCUUCGAUGGCCGGAAGUUUGACUUCCAGGGCACCUGUAACUAUGUGCUGGCAACAACUGGCUGCCCGGGGGUCAGCACCCAGGGCCUGACACCCUUCACCGUCACCACCAAGAAUGAGAACCGGGGCAACCCUGCUGUGUCCUACGUGAGAGUCGUCACCGUGGCUGCCCUCGGCACCAACAUCUCCAUCCACAAGGACGAGAUCGGCAAAGUCCGGGUGAACGGUGUGCUCACAGCCUUGCCUGUCUCCGUGGCCGACGGGCGGAUUUCAGUGACCCAGGGUGCAUCGAAGGCACUGCUGGUGGCUGACUUUGGACUGCAAGUCAGCUAUGACUGGAAUUGGCGGGUAGACGUGACGCUGCCCAGCAGCUAUCAUGGCGCAGUGUGCGGGCUCUGCGGUAACAUGGACCGCAACCCCAACAAUGACCAGGUCUUCCCUAAUGGCACACUGGCUCCGUCCAUACCCAUCUGGGGCGGCAGCUGGCGAGCCCCAGGCUGGGACCCACUGUGUUGGGACGAAUGUCGGGGGUCCUGCCCAACGUGCCCUGAGGACCGGUUGGAGCAGUACGAGGGCCCUGGCUUCUGCGGACCCCUGGCCCCUGGCACAGGGGGCCCCUUCACCACCUGCCAUGCUCAUGUGCCACCUGAGAGCUUCUUCAAGGGCUGUGUUCUGGACGUCUGCAUGGGUGGUGGGGACCAUGACAUUCUUUGCAAGGCACUGGCUUCCUACGUGGCCGCCUGCCAGGCCGCUGGGGUUGUCAUCGAAGACUGGCGGGCACAGGUCGGCUGUGAGAUCACCUGCCCAGAAAACAGCCACUAUGAGGUCUGUGGCCCACCCUGCCCGGCCAGCUGUCCGUCCCCUGCACCCCUUACGACUCCGGCCGUAUGCGAGGGCCCCUGUGUGGAGGGCUGCCAGUGCGACGCGGGUUUCGUGUUAAGUGCUGACCGCUGUGUUUCCCUCAACAACGGCUGCGGCUGCUGGGCCAAUGGCACCUACCACGAGGCGGGCAGUGAGUUUUGGGCUGAUGGCACCUGCUCCCAGAGGUGUCGCUGCGGGCCUGGGGGUGGCUCGCUGGUCUGCACACCUGCCAGCUGUGGGCUGGGUGAAGUGUGUGGCCUCCUGCCAUCCGGCCAGCACGGCUGCCAGCCCAUCAGCACAGCUGAGUGCCAGGCGUGGGGUGACCCCCAUUACGUCACUCUGGAUGGGCACCGAUUCGAUUUCCAAGGCACCUGCGAGUACCUGCUGAGUGCACCCUGCCACGGACCACCCUUGGGGGCUGAGAACUUCACUGUCACUGUAGCCAAUGAGCACCGGGGCAGCCAGGCUGUCAGCUACACCCGCAGUGUCACCCUGCAAAUCUACAACCACAGCCUGACACUGAGUGCCCGCUGGCCCCGGAAGCUACAGGUCGACGGCGUGUUCGUGGCUCUGCCCUUCCAGCUGGACUCGCUCCUGCACGCACACCUGAGCGGCGCCGACGUGGUGGUGACCACAACCUCAGGGCUCUCGCUGGCUUUCGAUGGGGACAGCUUCGUGCGCCUGCGCGUGCCGGCGGCGUACGCGGGCUCUCUCUGUGGCUUAUGCGGGAACUACAACCAGGACCCCGCAGACGACCUGAAGGCUGUGGGCGGGAAGCCCGCCGGAUGGCAGGUGGGCGGGGCCCAGGGCUGCGGAGAAUGUGUGUCCAAGCCAUGCCCGUCGCCGUGCACCCCAGAGCAGCAGGAGUCCUUCGGCGGCCAGGACGCGUGCGGCGUGAUCUCCGCCACCGACGGCCCGCUGGCGCCCUGCCACGGCCUUGUGCCGCCCGCGCAGUACUUCCAGGGCUGCUUGCUGGACGCCUGCCAAGUUCAGGGCCAUCCUGGAGGCCUCUGUCCUGCAGUGGCCACCUACGUGGCAGCCUGUCAGGCCGCUGGGGCCCAGCUCGGCGAGUGGAGGCGGCCGGACUUCUGUCCCUUGCAGUGCCCUGCCCACAGCCACUAUGAGCUCUGCGGUGACUCCUGCCCUGUGAGCUGCCCGAGCCUGUCGGCACCCGAGGGCUGUGAGUCAGCCUGCCGUGAAGGCUGUGUCUGCGAUGCUGGCUUCGUGCUCAGUGGUGACACCUGCGUACCCGUGGGCCAGUGUGGCUGCCUCCAUGAUGGCCGCUACUACCCACUGGGCGAGGUCUUCUACCCGGGCCCUGAGUGUGAGCGGCGCUGUGAGUGUGGGCCAGGUGGCCAUGUCACCUGCCAGGAGGGCGCAGCCUGUGGGCCCCAUGAGGAGUGCCGGUUAGAGGAUGGUGUCCAGGCCUGUCAUGCCACAGGCUGUGGCCGCUGCCUGGCCAAUGGGGGCAUCCACUACAUCACCCUUGAUGGCCGUGUCUACGACCUGCAUGGCUCCUGUUCCUAUGUCUUGGCCCAAGUCUGCCACCCAAAGCCUGGGGACGAGGACUUUUCCAUCGUGCUUGAGAAGAAUGCAGCUGGAGAUCUCCAACGCCUCCUGGUUACUGUGGCUGGCCAGGUUGUGAGCCUAGCUCAGGGGCAGCAGGUCACCGUGGACGGCGAGGCUGUGGCCCUGCCUGUGGCUGUGGGCCACGUGCGGGUGACCGCCGAGGGCCGAAACAUGGUUCUGCAGACGACCAAGGGGCUGCGGCUUCUCUUUGAUGGCGAUGCCCACCUCCUCAUGUCCAUCCCCAGCCCCUUCCGUGGACGGCUCUGUGGCCUCUGUGGGAACUUCAAUGGCAACUGGAGUGACGACUUUGUCUUGCCCAAUGGCUCGGCAGCAUCCAGUGUGGAGACCUUCGGGGCUGCAUGGCGGGCGCCCGGCUCCUCCAAGGGCUGUGGCGAGGGCUGCGGGCCCCAAGGCUGCCCGGUGUGCUUGGCAGAGGAGACUGCACCCUAUGAGAGCAACGAGGCCUGCGGGCAGCUCCGGAAUCCCCAGGGCCCCUUCGCGACCUGCCAGGCGGUGCUGAGUCCCUCUGAGUACUUCCGCCAAUGCAUAUACGACCUGUGCGCGCAAAAGGGUGACAAAGCCUUCCUGUGCCGCAGCCUGGCAGCCUACACGGCGGCCUGUCAGGCAGCUGGCGUGGCCGUGAAGCCCUGGAGGACAGACAGCUUCUGCCCGCUCCAGUGCCCCGCCCACAGCCACUACUCCAUCUGCACUCGCACCUGCCAGGGCUCCUGUGCGGCUCUCUCCGGCCUCACGGGCUGCACCACCCGCUGUUUUGAGGGCUGUGAAUGCGACGACCGCUUCCUGCUUUCCCAGGGUGUCUGCAUCCCUGUCCAAGAUUGUGGCUGCACCCAUGAUGGCCGAUACUUGCCGGUAAACUCCUCCCUGCUGACCUCAGACUGCAGUGAGCGCUGUUCCUGUUCCUCAAGCUCCGGCCUGACAUGCCAGGCAGCUGGCUGCCCACCAGGCCGUGUAUGUGAGGUCAAGGCUGAAGCCCGGAACUGCUGGGCCACCCGUGGUCUCUGUGUCCUGUCUGUGGGUGCCAACCUCACCACCUUUGAUGGGGCCCGUGGUGCCACCACCUCUCCUGGUGUCUAUGAGCUCUCUUCCCGCUGCCCAGGACUACAGAAUACCAUCCCCUGGUACCGUGUAGUUGCCGAAGUCCAGAUCUGCCAUGGCAAAACGGAGGCUGUGGGCCAGGUCCACAUCUUCUUCCAGGAUGGGAUGGUGACGUUGACUCCAAACAAGGGCGUGUGGGUGAAUGGUCUCCAAGUGGAUCUCCCAGCUGAGAAGUUAGCAUCUGUGUCCGUGAGUCGUACACCUGAUGGCUCCCUGCUAGUCCACCAGAAGGCAGGGGUCCAGGUGUGGCUUGGAGCCAAUGGGAAGGUGGCUGUGAUUGUCAGUGAUGACCAUGCCGGGAAACUGUGUGGGGCUUGUGGAAACUUUGACGGGGACCAGACCAAUGAUUGGCAUGACUCCCAGGAGAAGCCAGCGAUGGAGAAAUGGAGAGCGCAGGACUUCUCCCCAUGUUAUGGCUGAUCAGUCAUCCACCAGGAAUGAAGAUUUCCUGAAGAAGACCUGGUCCCUCUGGAGGUUGCAGUGGCUGAAGGAUGCAUCAUGUGCUCCUACCCUGCUCUACCGCUUUUCUGGGUCACAGAGGCCAAAUGUGAGAGCAUUGAAUAAAUAUCUUAAGCUAAGCUGCA